This is a messenger RNA of Saxophila tyrrhenica, 1317 nucleotides long. RefSeq lists its product as uncharacterized. The transcript has a single exon. Bases 1 to 1317 code for a protein of 438 amino acids. The record is from RefSeq and is a predicted model, not a curated record. NCBI's taxonomy places the organism in Eukaryota, Fungi, Ascomycota, Dothideomycetes, Mycosphaerellales, Extremaceae.
AUGCCCCCAACGAGGCUUAUUCGACGGCGCAUCGACACCAAAUUACUCGCGGUGACACCUCAGCGCUGCUGCUACAGCAAUGGGAGAACCAGGCGUACCGAUGCGACUGGGGCCCAGUUCAAGAAGCGCCGAUUGAACAGCGAUAGGUCGAAGGAGGCCAGUAAAGGAGCUGAUGAUGGAGGUCAAGAGCCAUCACUGUUCGAGCAGCUUUUCCCAGACCAGCAGACGCCGCCAGAUCCGCCCCAGCAGGACCCUCGAGAGGUCCCUCCCCUUCCUACAACAGUGGAACAGAGACCGGCUUCAGACAUGCAGAAGCCACGCAAAACUGUGAGACAAGAUCAAGAUCUUCCACUGUCCUGGCAGCGUGAAGCAGCAGAAGCAGACGCCGGAAAAGAGGCAAUAAAAGUGCUCGUCCUACGGAACGCCAGCAAGAACCUGGUGGAGGACGAUUUCAGGCGACUAGUCCCUCGAGGUCAGCACAUGGAGGGUUGGAAAAUGGAGCAGGGAGAUAUCAUCAAGCAUAUACCCGGUCGUAACUGGAGGACACUGGAGCGUGAGAACCAUCACUACCUGCUGUUCUCAUCCUUCAGAAGCGCCUUCGCCUAUCAAAGCUAUGCUACCCGUAUCCAUAGGUUGGUCGCUCAGCACACCCCGAGGAACCAGCUUUCGCCCAUUCUGCCACCUUCGGGAGACAUCAUACAGGGUUUGGACGCCAACGAAGCCAUUGAGUCCUUUACCCUGACCGCACCAAAUGCUCCCAUGGAGCUACGCAUGCUCAAGCCUUCUCUCACGCCUUUCGUGCAACUUCUCGUCGAUCAUCGCGGCACGCCACCUUUGGUCGAGCGAGACGACAGAAUGCCGUAUGAAGCCCGACUCACUCUGGAAGGCCCACAGCUGCACGGCUCUUCUAUUCGCCACCUCUUCAUGUUUAGCGGGAGGGACCGCGGCUUGAGCUGGUCAGGGAACGACGAUCCUGCACCAAGAAUCACUGACUGGCAACCCGAGCGUCGGAAGAUGACACCUUCUGCUGAGAGACAUGGUUUUGAGGCCGAGCGCUGGAAAAAUUCUCCGCACAAAUUUGAAUUGAAGCCCAUAGAAGAUGACAUUGGUCCGAAUAGUGAACAGCCUGCGGAUGGUCUGAAGCAGCGCACGCAGCAGAAGGUCUAUGUCGUUGGGUUUCACACAGAGAACGCCAUGCAGAGCUUCGUACGCUUCUGGCACAAGCGGCCGAUGGAGUGGAAGGGUCUCAAUAAGCAUUUCGGAGUUGGAGAGGACGGAGACCUGCCAGCUAUUGCUCAUGUGGAAGCUUUAUCGUGA